AUUCCCAAGCGUUCAGUGAAUUUUCAGUGAAUCGCGGAUACGAUAGAAAAAUUUCAACAAAAACAUAACAAUGGCGUUAAUCUUUGGUAUCGGUUGUGUUUUGUUUUGAAAUUGUCGUAAUUGAUGCGUCGAUUAAAUAAUCUAGUGUUAAAAUUAAUCGCCGAUGAAUUAAACAUGGUGUUGUGAAUAAACUUCUACGUUGCUCAGUGUUUUAUGUGGAGUAUUGUGCGUCUAUAAUAAUCUGAUAACAUGAACGAAACCAGCAUCGCUUUAGCACGUGCUUCUGUUAUGAUAUACGAUGACGUUAAUAAAAGAUGGGUACCCAGUGGAUCGUCAUCGGGUGUUAGCAAAGUACACAUUUUCCAGCAUAAUUUCAACAACACAUUCCGAGUGGUUGGACGAAAACUGCAAGAUCACGAGGUAGUAAUAAACUGUGUAAUAUUAAGAAAUCUGAAAUAUAACCAAGCCACAGCUACAUUCCAUCAAUGGAGAGAUAAGAAACAAGUUUAUGGACUUAAUUUUAGUAGUAAAGAUGACGCUGAUGCGUUUGCCAAAGCUAUGAAUUACGCUGUCGAGACGCUUAACAAUACCAAACAAGUGAUCCCACCUCCUAUUCCAGUUUCUACGAAUAACUCGUCGCCAAACGUGGCCGUAAAUGGACAAUUUCAGCAACAACAAAUGAUGCCUCAGACGAAUGGCCAAUAUGAUGAAGAUAUGGGGUAUCGAACAAUGACUAAAGAAGACAUGGUAGUGCUGCAAGAAAGAAGAAUGUCGCAACAGUCGCAAAUUUUAAGCAGUCCUGGAAGCGUAUCAACUAUCAGCAGCGUUAGCGUAUCACCUCAAGGUCCACCAGGACAUCACAGAACAUCAUCAGCUCCACCGGCGCCUCAACCUCCUCCAUUGUUACUAUCAACUCCGCCGGUUCAACCGGUUGCUUGUGUUGCACCUCCGCCGCCUUCAGCUCCGAUGGCUCCGGCUGCUCCUGCGCCACCUUGUCCUCCUCCUUUACCUAGUAAUCUCAACAGAUCUAACGAUUCCGGAGAUAUGGGAUCGCUCGCAGCUCAAUUGCAAUCUGCUCGAUUACGUCGAUCGAAUAAUAAAUCAGCUGAAAACAGCGGAUCUUCUACUAGUAGUAGCGGUAGUAAUUAUGGUACAUUGGGUCGAGUUGGAGGUGGAAGUGUAAGUGGAGGUGGAGGUGGUAUGGCCUCCAUGAUGGAUGAAAUGCAAAAAACCCUGGCCCGAAGAAGAGCCGCCGUUGAACGAAAAGAGCCAGAAAGUGUUCAGGAGGAAAACAAUACUUCGCAAGAUAAAAAACUAUGGAAUAAUAAAAACGCAAACGGUUGUGAAAGUCCGAAACCAGCUCGAAAACAGUUCGUUUCGUCCGAAGAAUUGACCACCAAAGUAAACGGCGAAAUGAGCACCCUACCUGUUGACCUAGAAAAUCUUAAACAAGAAAUUUUCCGCGAAAUUAGAAAAGAAUUUUCGCGCAUGAAACAAGACAUUAUCGACGCGAUCAAAGUGGAACUAAGUCGAAGAUGAAGACAUAGAAAUAAUGACGUCACCGAUGCUGUAUCAUAAUAAAAAGUACGCGCAUAUUCGCAACGUAAAAGAAAAAAAUUUGACUAAAUAAAUAUUUGGGCAACAAAGUCACCCAAAAAAAAAAAUUGUUGCGAAACAAAUCGCCAGCAAAUCAAUGAAUUUCAUUGAUGUCUUAUGGUGUCAAAAAAUUGCGCGCAGGUUUCAUCCGAGAUCGUAUCAUUGUCAUGUCGGAAUAAUCGGUAUACUUACUAAUUUCUAUAAUAUUUCUCUUCUCAUAUAUUAUAUUUAACGUUGUUAUCAUUACGACUGCAAUUUUUCGUAAUCUUUUUAUUUUUUUCUCCCCCCAAGACGACAUAAGACUGGCUCUCUGCGUACGCGAUUUAUUUACAUUAUUCUUGCGUACGUGUGUAUAUAUUUUACGUGUGUAUUUUACUCUUCUCAUCUUCUUCUUCUUCUUGUUCGAAUUCGAAUGGUAUACUACAUUUACAUACUUUAGAUAUUAUUAUUAUUACGAAUUUUUUUUUACCAUAUAAAAAUGCCAUAUUAUCAUUAUUGUUAUGAUAACUCGCCCGCGUUGUGCGUGUUGUUUAAUGUAUUAUUUUUUUUUCUUCUCUCAUUUUUAUUAAUUCGCAUUUCGACAUUCUUCUUCUUCUUUUUUUUUUUGUUCUUCGCGCUCUCGAUUCUCGAUAAUAAUUUUUUAAUUGUUUCGUAAUCGCGUAUUAUUAUCCUCUGGUAUAUGUAGCUAUAUAUCGUUGUGUAGCCUACGUUGCUGCUGUAAUUUCUAUUUUAAAAAAAGGCUGUUUUGACGAAUAUUAUUGUUGAGAAAUCCCCCCCCCCUCCCCAAGUUCCCUCUCCCAAUCUUUUUUUUGUUACUUUUGUAAUAUUGUGUACAUCAAUUUUUAUUUUGUAUUUUUAUAUGUAUUUUUUUUUUCGUUCGUUUUCUUUACUCAAAGGUGUCGAUGUGUGGAUGUUUUGACAAAUCCUUCUUAUAUACAAUGUUCUUUUAAUUUCAUCCUACUCUUUUUUUUUUCUUGCGUAAUGAAUUUCCUCUUCUAGUUUUUCACCCUCUUCCAAGUUUUGUUCAACGUUGACGUUAUUGUUGUAUUUUUUCCCCUUCCAUUUGCUUCGUUUAUUUAUUGUGUGUGUGUGUGUGUCUAUGUAUCUCGCUCGUCGAAAGAAUUUUAUUUUUGUAAUCGACGUUGGUUGGAAAUUUUUAGUCAACGCUAUGAUAACGUCAUCAUUCUACCUUUAUCGACGUUUUUUUUUUAUUCGAUGCGUAGGUAUAUAGAAUUUUCCUCUGAAUACAUCCCCUUGACUCUUUUUUUUUUUCAUUUUCAUUUUCCGAUAACGAGAAAUUUCUUAUACUUUUUUUUUAUUUUUUUUUAUUUCGACGUUACGAAAUUACGUAUCUAGGUUGUUUACAAUUCGAAAUUUAUACGUAAAAGCGAGUAAAAGUUGCCGAACACUGGUUCAUUCCGCUCGUCGACGGUCGACACUCUAGCGAGGAGAUUUAUUUGUCGAGAAUGUUAUUUGUAGUUCACAACACUAGGGUAAUGAAAAGCAAUUCGAAUUUAAUUGGAGGACAUAAUAGAAUAAUGGUAAAUAUCCGGUGGUUGUGUUUUGACGAUUUGAAUUAGUCUAUAUGGCUCUCUUGGCUUUGGCUAAAUAUUUUGUGCUGUUGUGUGGCGACGAUGACAACGACCAAGACCGUUAUUAUUGCGUCGAUGUCUCGUCAAAAGCUGCUGGAUGCGGAAGGUCGAGGCAGGGGGGUGUCUUUUUCUGCUUUCGACAUCUACGAUGGUUUUUUUCCCUACCAUUGUUCACCUUGUCAAUAUUUUUUUCGCAGUUCCGUUUGCUUUUUCCAAUUCCAAGAAGGGAGAGAACGAGUGAAAGAAAUGGGUGAAGGUUUGUCGAUGCGUGAAGAACUGAAGAUGGUUUGCGACAGAAUAGCUUCGGUUCGGUGGUGUAUUGAUGGUGAUAAUGAAGUCGACUUAUUGUUUUGUCGACGUCGAUUCUGCUGGUGUUUGGAAAUGUAUCGAUUUGUGCGUGUACAAGAGAAAGGUACAGGUAAAAGACAUGUUCGAUGUAGGAUUGUAGGUAUUGUGAAAGUGUAGCGAAAAAAAACGAAUGGAAUUCGAAUCGAAUGUGGUCUCGAAGUAUGGAAUGUAAAAUACGUGUAGGCGAUAGAUCAGCGGAAGUAGAGGAGGGCGAAUUGGGCAAAUUCAGUUCGUCGUAUUCAUUAAUUUUUUUUCUUUUUUCAAGGAUGACUGAUGGGAAUUGAAGGAACUGGGUGUUAAAAAAAUUCUCAAAAUCUGAAUCAUGAAAAAAGGCUCCUCUCUGCCCUUCUUUCCAUCCAGGCAGAGACGAUUCGAAUUGGUGUUUUUUGGGUGGAAGGGGAGGAGGAAAAGAUAAUAGGUACUCGAACUUGAAAUUUAUAAAAAAAUGUUCUUCUACAUAUUUUGAGAAACGUAUUUAUUCAUUUUUUUUUAAUAUGUAAUUAUUUUUUUUCAAAAAAUAUUUUUAAAAAAAAUUGAAGAAUUUUUAAAAUUUUCUAUUUGGCAUUUUUGAAUAAUUUUUCAUGCUGUGUGAUUGAAAUUCAGCACAACUGCCGACUCAGAAAUAACUAAGGAAGAAUGGAAUUUCACCCCCCCCCCCCUUCAACUGCCUCUGCCAGCCACAGAAUUGAAGCAAAGCAGAAAAACGACGCAGGAAAUUGAUCAAGAAAUUGACAAAAUUGUAUUCUUUCGAAAAAAGCUGAGAAAAUUGUGACUUAUUUUUAGAAAUUGGGAUGAAAUAUUUGAUUUUGUGGUUGUAAAAGUUGAAAUUUUGAGCUUUUAAAUUGAGGUGUUCAUUUUUCAAGUCCUUUUUCGUAUUGUGGAUUUUUUUGAUGCAUUUUUGUCUACCUCCCCCACCUUUUUUAUUCCCAUUCUGGAUAACGAGAAAUAGCUAUAUUUUUUUCGAAUCCCUGCAGAUGUGAAAUUUUGUUUUUUUAAAAAUCGAUUGAUUAAAAAUGAUCGAUUUUAAUAACCUAAGUGGAAAAAAAUUUGAUUUUUCGUGAUAGAAAUUUUUCAAAAAAAGAUUGAAUUUUUGACCAAAAUGAAAAAUUUGGUAGAAAAUGAAAACAAUUUCCAAAAUUUUUAGUUCAUAACUUAUGCAGUGUUUUUUUCUUGAAAUAUUGACAGUUUGUUGAAUUUAAAAAAAAUUUGAUUAUUUCAACUACUUAUUUUAUUUCAUUUUAUUUUUUUUUUGGAAAUUGGGUUGAAAUAUUUUGAUGUUGUUUUUGUGAAAGUUGAAAAUUGGAAUUUCAAGGUUUUCAUUUUUCAAGUGCUUUUCUUCCAUAUUGUGGAAUUUUUGCCCCCCCCCCUCCAGAUGUGAAAUAUUUAAUAUUCUACAAAAAAAUUACCUGAUUUUUUUGAGACUGAAGUUUUCAUGAAAAAAAGAACAAAUUUUUAAACAGAAUAAAAAAUGUUUCCAAAAUCUGAAUUUUUUUCAUCAAUUUUGAAUUUUUUUUUCUUCUUUGAAAUUGCACAAUAUUUUGGAGAUUGUAUGAAAAUUUACAGCUUAUUGAAAUAAAAAGGAAUUUUGAUUGAAAUUUCUGUUGAAAAAACUUUUUUCUAGAAAUUGGAGUGAAAUAUUUGAUGUGGUAGUAAAAAUUUGGAAAUUGAAAUUUCUGGGUAGAUUUUUGCCCCAUUCCUCCCCUCUCUUUCAUUCCUGUUCUGUACAACGAAAGGAUGCAGUUUUUAUGAAUAAAAGAACAUAUUUGUGAGCAGAAUGAAUUUUGUUUAAAAUUUUGACUUAAUUGAUUUUUAAUGAGAAUUUGAAUGAAACUUUAUGGCCUUUUUUCACUUGUAUCAUUUAUUUUUAAAAAAGUUUUAUUUUGUAACCAAGGUCAUGAUUUUAAUUUCGUUCUAAUUUUUUCAUAACUAUUGAUGAAUUUUUAAAAAAAUCUGUUAAAAAUAUUGAUGUUUCAUAAAUUGAUUUUUUUUUCAUGCAAAUUACGUAAAAACUUCGUGUGAAAUUUGAGUAUUUUCUGUUGGAAAAUAUUCUGACUUUUUUUCUAGCGUAUUUUUUGUUUUUUUUUUCUAAUUUUUUUUUAGAUAUUUGUAUGAUUUUGUGCAAAAUAUUCGGUUGACUUAAUUUUUAAGCCGAAAGUCUUGCUCUACUCGUUGAAAAUUUGUUACAAAUCCAUUUUUGUAGCAAUUCAUUGAUUACAAUAAAGAAAAAAAAUCGAGGAAAAUCCAAGAAAUCUAUCAACACUUUCAAAUUUCAAAACAUCAACUUUUCUACGAAAAAUGGAGAAUUUAUUACUCAAAUUUGAACAAAAAAAAAUCGUAAAAAUCGUAAGAAAAUAAUUCAAAAUUUUGAGGUAUGAAUUUUUAUUCAGAGGUCUAAUGGAAUUUACUACUCAAAAUAUGGGAAAAAAUUACGAAAUGAAAUCAAAGGGAGGAGAAAAUCUAAAAAAUGAUACAUAAAUGAAUUUCCAAGGGGGGGGGGGGUAUAUCAUCUGAGAAGUUCAUCGUGAAAAUAUUUCCAAAUUUUAAAAGAUGAAUUUUUUGAAAAAUGGCAAAAUUUAUUGCUCAAAAUUUAGAAGACUUUUUUGGUGUUUUUUCCAUUUUUUUUUUUUUUUUUUAGGAAUUUGCUUUUGCUAGUUUGGUUUAAAUUCGCCUGAUGAGCAUUGAAAUAGAACUUCGGUGCUUGGAACCCUUCGAGAUCGAGUUUUUCGUUUUCUUUUAUAAAUAAUGAAAUUUUUUUCUUCAAAAAAUUUGACGAAACAUUCAAAAACUGAAACUGAAGACCUAAAAUUUUAUUUUUUAAAUUUGCACCCCCGUUUUGAAUUAUAAUUUGAUUUUUAAAAAUUCAAAAUUGUGUGACCCUCCCUCCCUUUUGCUCUCUUUGAAGUUGGUAUUUUUAAAAAUAUUUCCUCUAUUCGAUGUUUUCAUCGGAAAUUUCCAUUUUCUUCGAGCGAACUAUACCAGAGUUCGGUAAAUUUUACUCGCUGUUUUAAACAAGUAAAAAAACGUGUGAAUUUCGACUCAAUGUGCUCAAUGAUUUGCUCAAUUACGCAGUCUGUUUGUCCCGCUUGAGUGUAGAGAGAGAGAUACCUUCUGUGUACAUUAUUUUUCUCCCUAUGUGUACUCAAUUUUUCCCCAUUAUUUUUUUUUCUAUUUUCAUUCCCUAAGUAGAUAAAUUGGUGCUCUGAUCGUUGAUUCUCGUUGUUCUUCAAAUCAUCCUUGUGUAGGCAUAAUGUUAAUCGAACAAACGUUUACAAUUGCAAGGUGUUCGAGAAAUUAUGUUAUUUUGUCGCAGCAUUCCAUAAAAAAGCUAUUAUCUCCGAUCGAUGGUCAAUUCGACUUUUGACGUUUUUUCUCAUUUUGAACUACAUUGAAAAUUUUUUUCAUUCAGUUUGGACGACUCGUUGAUCUCAUUUUUUACCUCUAAAGGUAUCUAAUACGUAUAUGAAAAUAUCGGCUGAUUUUUUCGAACACCUUGUACUCGUAUUUCUCCGAAUAGUAUUUUAAUAUUGAACAAAUUCGUAUAUUUAUAAAAAAUUUUCAAAUCGAAACGAUGAAACUAUAACCGUAUUAACAAUGCAUUUUUUUUUUAGUAAUACUCUUGGAAACUGCCAUUGGACAAGUACUUAAUGGAUAAAUUCUAAUUCAUUAGUGUAUAUUAUUAUUUUUUUUCAUUUUAUUUUUAUUUUUCCAUACUGUUUUACGUUUGGUAUCAAUCAUUUAUAUUUUUUAUUUAUUUUCUAAUUUUUACGAGUAUUUUUUUUAACGACGAUUUUUUUUUACGAGACGAUAUUUUUUUACGAGUAUAGUUAUUUUAAUUUGUAGAACAAAUGCGCGGAAUUUGUAAUUUUCAUUUUCCCUUCGUUUUUGUUUUCUUACUUAGUCGUUUUCACGGCGUAAAAUUAUUAGUCUCAUUGUAUAUUUCCUAUUUUCUAAUUUUGAUCGUGUGAUUUUUUUUUUAUAAUCGACACUGUGAAUAUUUAUUUGUACGAUACGCUGGAAAGUUGAAUUUUUCUGUUUUUUUUUUUUAGGUGAAUUACUGCGCCGCUUAUACGCGUUUAUGUAAAUGUAUGUGUAUGUGUAUGUUAGAUAUAUGUUGUAUUACUUUUGGCGAAUAGGGCGCGCAGAAUGGGGCGAGACUAGUCAUUUAAAAAUUAUUGUGCGGCAGACCGCAGCUGCAGCAGCCGGAUUUAGCGUAGUGAUUUUUAUUCAGAUUCACCUUGGCAUAAAUAUUGCGUGUAAUUCAAAUAUGUCGUCGUAUAAUACGCGAUCUUGGUUAGUGAUUUAACUAAGCCGACAGAAUGAUAAUAAAAAAAUUAAAAAAAAAAAAUACUCGACCUAGAGAACACGAUACUAUGAUACGCUCUACACAGUGAAACGGAUAAAAUACGAGAACCGAGUCGUUACCCUAUAAAUUGUAAGCUUUUUAAUGAGCAAUUUAGUAUAAAUACUAUACGAAGACUGGGAUAGAGUGUGAAUGGCGACGUCUACGUCGACGUCGACAUCGUCGCAGACGCCAGGAGAUGGCGUUCUAAUAAAAAAAAAUGCCAUAUUAAUAAAUUAUUAGAGAGACUGCUAAUGCGUAGAUAUUAAUUGAAAAUUCAACCCUAAUUUACGAUACGACUGGUAGGUUUACAGACUGCAUAUCCAUUUUCUUCGCGAGUCGAAGAAAAUGUACGUAUUCGAAAAGGUCGCUUAUACGACGAGAUUUUUUGGUUUUGUAUCACGACUGUGAGUUCGAUUCUUUGCAAAUGAGGCAUUUUUUUAUGCGACGAAUUUUGCAACGAAUCGUACUUACGAUGUAUUGGCACUUUGUUUUCGGUUUGUUUUAACCUAGGAUAUUGAUGUUUUAAGUGCUUGAGUAGGUUUAGUAGUAUGAUGACUUGAUUCGUGUGUCGAAUUGUGUACAUACUAUUUGUAUAAAAAAAUCAUCAGUUCCACGUCGUUCGUUUGUUUAUUUUUUAUUUAUUAUUUUUUUUUAAAAUUACGCCAGUCAUUCGAUUUUUUUUUAAGUUAGUAUUUUACCAUUUACGAAUUUUAAUACAUCGUAUAAAUACCUA
This is a messenger RNA of Planococcus citri (citrus mealybug), 8611 nucleotides long. RefSeq names its product enabled (gene ena). The coding region runs from base 250 to 1539 and encodes 429 amino acids. The record is from RefSeq and is a predicted model, not a curated record. Lineage: Eukaryota; Metazoa; Arthropoda; Insecta; Hemiptera; Pseudococcidae. The transcript has 9 exons. Gene Ontology annotation, molecular function: SH3 domain binding.